AUGAAGCCUUGUUUAAAUCCAUGUUCCUGGACCUCUGCUUAUGUUCCAUAUUAUUUACAUACAAUAAAUAGAACAAAGUUGGAAAAUUAUUUUUUAAAAUUGCGGAAUUCUUCCCUCCGUGCCAAAUCAUCGGAUACAGGCAGUCGACGCUCUUCUACACCCAAUUCUUCUUCCAAAACGUCAACAAAUUCGAGAGAAUCAAGUAUUUGUUGUGUUAGAGCGCCAAGUAGGGAUAAAUCGUCUGACAAUAAUUCUGCGGUUGGAGGAGGUGGACGGUUAAAUAAUAAUGGAGGAGGAGAAAAUGAACAGGAUUAUAGUUUUGGCCCAACAACUCGACGUAAAUGGACAGAAUAUGUAAAUGAAAUGGAACAACAAAAGAGGCGUCAAAGUAGUUGUAGUAGCAGUAAUGGUGGGGGAGGUGAAAAAAAGGCUGCUGCUAAAGCUAUUUUAAAUAUAAAAAAUAAACAACAACAACAAUUAAAUAGUUUAUCCUCAUCUUCAUCAACAACCUCAAUUUCUAAUAAUAAUAUUCCAAAAAUGUUAAAAAUUGUUAAGAAUUUUUCAAAUGUCGGAGGGACUCAAAUGUCCGAAAACGACAACAAUAAUAAUUUGGGGGGAAUUCCAAAACUUAGAUUACAACAAACAACAACAAUUAAAAAAGAAGAAGAAGAAAACAUUGAAGGAAACAUUGAACAAAACAUUGAGGAACACGUCAAUAAAAACAUUGAACAAAACAUCAAUAAAAACAUUGAGGAAAACAUCAAUAAAAUAGAAACAACAACAACAACAAACAUGUUUGUUGAAGAAGAAAAAAUGGUUGUUGAGAAUGUUUGUGAUAAUACUUAUGUUGUGGAAGAAGAAACAACAAAAACAACAACAACGCCUAAAACAAUAAAUGUUGAAACAAUUUCAGAAGAAAAUAAAAACAUUGAAAAUAAAAAUGUUAAUGAACAACAACUUAUUAUUUCACCACGUUUUGAGCCAAUUUCUCCUGAUAAAAUAUCAACACCUACAAAUAAUAUUUCUAAUAUUUCAAUUAAACAAAAAACAACAGGAAAACGAAGUUAUGAACGUAAAGAAAGAAUAAAUUCAUUUGCUACAACAACAAAAGCAAGUAGAGGACGACCACGAAAAUCUGCUGAUUCAUCAAAUAUACAUCAUCAUAGCAGCCCUAAAGUUCCACGUUUUUCUGAAGAUGCACGUGAUGGAAUGGAAUUAAUGCAUCAAAUGACUUGUGCUAUUCAAAUGGGCAAACCAAUGGACGCUGCCUCUAUACUAGCCGAUUUGGCAAAUCAAAAGGCCAAUCGACAACUACACGAACACCAACAACAAACACAAAACAUUGACGAACAACAACAACAUAAUUCUUGUUUAAACAAAGAUACACCAAAAACAACAACAACUCACCAUUCAAAACAUUUAAAAACAUUUAAUAAUAAUAAUUGUUUGUUUCCGUUCCCCCAACUUGAUAAAACAUCAACAACAACAACAAAUAUUAAUGUUUGCAAAACAUCAAUAAAACAACAACAAAAACAUCAGAACAAUGAAAAUUCCAACAACAAUUGUUCUUCUAAAUAUCCUGAACUUAACAAUUUUUUGGACACCAUUAAAAACGCUUAUGAAAAUUUCUUUGACGAAUUUCAUUCAAAACAUUCAAACAAAAACAUUGUUGUAAAGGAAGAAGAUAAAGAACAUCAACUACAACAUCUUCCUGAACAACAACAACAAAAUGUUUCAACAAAUAAUUUUACAAAUUUUGAACAAUUUCGGUCAAUAUUAGACUCUACUCCUUUAAAAAAUUUAGAGUGUGAAGAAAUGGAGGAAGAUGAAGAAGAAAGUGGAAGAAGAAGAGUUUCCAGUAUGGGGGAAGAAAAUUUGACAUUUUACUCUGCGGAGAGUCGUAAGCGCUUUUUAAGUACUAGUGGAACAAGUGAAACAAACAACAAUGUUUUUUUUAAUAAUAAAACACCUGUCAGAACAACAACAACGACAAUGUUGCAAAAGAAAAUAAAUAAUUUACAACAAACACCUAAAACAACAACAACAACAACAAACUUUAGUUUUAAUAAACUACAAACAGAAAAACAUUGUUCACAACAACAAAAACAAUCACGUUUGUUGGAAUUGCAAAAGCGUGUUGUGGAUAGGCGCAAAUGGUUAUUAAAUGCUUGGUCAGAAUUUCAAAGAGAAAUGCAAUUAUUUAAUACAGACAUGGAUUGUCUAAUUAAUGAAUGUUCACAACAACAACAAAAACAAGAAGAGGAAGAUUCAAACACUCAACAACAACAACAACAACAACAAAAUCAGAAUUUCCAAUUACAACAACAACUCGCUCUUCAAUUAAUUACCCAACAACAAACACAACAUAAAUUAAUUGAAGCAGCCCAAGCCCAAUUAGCUAUUCAAGUACAACAAGCACAACAAGCAAAUGCUGUCGCGGUUGUUGCUAGUGCUUUAAAUAAUAAUUCGAGUCCAACAAAUAAUAAUAAUAUUGGUAUUGGGCAGCAACAACAGCAAACAUCGGCGACGUCUUCAAAUGCUGUUAAUCAAGUAUCAACAGUCACUAACCAACUAGAUUUAUUAAUUAAUGAGAUGCGUGAACGUUAUUCUCAACAAUUAACAGCACAACAUUUAUUAAGCCAAAUAACCCAAUUUGGUUUAUUAAAUACUAUAGCUCCACAAGAAAUUGCUGCAUUACAGUCGAUUGCCUCUGGGGCAGCUUUAAAUAAUGUUGUUCAUCAAUUAAGUCCUAUAGCUGCGGCUGCUGUUGUUUUACAGCAACAACAACAACAAAUGAGUCCUGUGUUAUCUUCCUCAAUUCCUCAAUGCCCUCCAUCAUCAUCAUUAAUUAAUCAACAACAGCAACAACAAACAACCUCUAGCCCUUUAAAUUGUUUAAUUCCACAAAAUGUAACAGCCCCUUUUGUUCAAAAUUUUUUGGCAACUUUGGACAAUUUGGCAACAACAGAAAAUAAUAAUAUUAAUAAUAUACCUUCAUCCUCUUCUAUAGUAAUUAAUGGGGAUUGUAGUGGUAGUAUUGGUGGUGGAGGAGGUCUUGGUGGGGGAGGAUUAAAUUUAAGUGCUUCUCUUUCAAAUAUUUCUGGUGGUGAUAAUAAUUCGGCUAAUAAUUCUAGCAAUAUUUCUUUAAAUUCCUCAUUAAAUACUUCAACAAAUUCUCAACGACAACAAAGACAUUCAAUAGGAAAUUCUGCAUCAUUACAACAAAUUAGCCAAAAUUUUGUUUGCCAAUCACAACAAAAUAAAAAAUCAGCUAUAACAACAGUACAACAACAUAUAUCUAGAGAAUCUACUGUUGCUGAGGUUGUUGCUGAAGUCGCAGCAUUACCAUCAACAAGUCCAAGAAAACCAUUUAAACCUAGACCUACAAGAAAUUUAAAUAAUAAUGGAAAUAAUAGUGGUGGUGGAGGUGGAGGAAAUUUAAAUAAAAGAAGUAAUUCACAUUCAAAUAAACAUUUACAACAACAACAAGUUGAAGAUCCUAAAAAACAAGAAGAAAUUGAAAGACAAAUUCAGGAUAUAGUUGCAAAAGCAUUAGAAGUUGACUCUGCUGCAAAAUUAGCAGAAAAGGAUAGAAAAGCGCGUGUUGGGGAGAAAAGAAAUAGUACAAAAGAAUCACAGCAACAACAGAAAAGUUUGUACUCUAUUCCAACAACAUCAACAACUUCUAUACUUGAUAAUGUUGGAAAGUUUGCUUCUCUUUCAUCAACAAAUUCAAGACAACAACAACAAAACAUUGAUUUCCAAGUGAAAACUGAUAAUGUAAUUAUGCAAAAUUUCCUCUCUGCUGCUGUUGCUGCCUCACAACAACAACAACAAACAAUUGGUAUUAAUUCAAAUAACAAUACGAACAAUAAUCCACCAGAUACUCCAACAAAUUUUGAUGGAAGGAAAUCAACACCUUUAAAUGAACAUCAUUUUCGUACUUUAGGGACAACAUCAUUGUUAACAACAAAACUUGAAAAUGUUGUUAGUCCAACUUUACAACAACAGCAACAACAACAUUUAAAUUUUAAUUUUACGCCUUCUUCUGUUUCUUUAGCUAUACAGCAACAAGGUAUUCCAACAUCUAUGUCUGUUGCAAACAAUGUUUUUGUUGAUGUUUCUUCUUCGUCUUCUGCUUCUUUUGUAAACAGUAGCAAUGUUUCCAACAAUGUUUCUACGAACAUGUUUGGAGAAAAUAUCGAUAAAAACAAACAAAACAAUCAAAACAACAACAAUGUUUCUACAAACAUUUCGACAAACAUUUCAACAAACAUGCCCACAAACAUUUAUGGGGGCAACAACAACAACAAAAACAUCAAUAAAAACAUUGUUGUUAAUAAAAACAUUUCCAACUUUUUUUCUUCUGAUGUUUUGAACAACAACAACAACAAUUCUUCUUUUUCAUCAAAACAUCAACAAAAACAACAACAAACAUCAACAACAACAUUAUCAACAUCUCCCCCAUUUAUUUCUUUAAAUUUGCCUCCAAACACUUGUUGUAAUCCUCCACCAACAAAUGUUGUUGUAAAAGUUGAGAGUAAACAACCUUUAAUACAACAAAAACAACAACAAACACAACAACAACAACGUCAAUAGAGAAAUCCCAGUUUAUUUAAAAUAUAUAUUUUAUUUUUAAAUUUAAAAUACUUAUAUAUUUUUAUAUCCCUCGUUUCUUUCAAUUUUUAUUUCUGGUUUUUUUUUUAAAGUUUUGGUAUUAUUUUCUGGUGUUUUUAACUCCUCUCCACAACGAUCAUUUUUAAUUUUAUUUUUUCUAAUUUUAUUUUUAAGAGAUUCUUU
Meloidogyne enterolobii is the source of this 4800-nucleotide messenger RNA. The record is from the annotation of a GenBank genome assembly. NCBI's taxonomy places the organism in Eukaryota, Metazoa, Nematoda, Chromadorea, Rhabditida, Meloidogynidae.